Messenger RNA from Zea mays, 1111 nucleotides. Its product is annotated as indole-3-acetic acid-induced protein ARG7. NCBI's taxonomy places the organism in Eukaryota, Viridiplantae, Streptophyta, Magnoliopsida, Poales, Poaceae. The transcript has a single exon. The record is from RefSeq and is a predicted model, not a curated record. The coding region runs from base 179 to 607 and encodes 142 amino acids. Gene Ontology annotation, biological process: response to auxin.
CAAGUCCAAGCCACCUCUCAGCUCUCACCAGCUAGCUCUACUCUCGCGGCGCUUCCCCACGCCGUUCGUCGCCAUCGAUUGACAUUGGUCCAACCCAACCGCGCAGCUAGAUAGAUCUACGUCGACCGGCGGCCGUGAGGGACGAGGCGCGCGCUCGCUCGCUCGCUCGUGCGUCGACAUGGCGAAAUGCAGCAGCAAGAUCCGGUACAUCGUGUGGCUGCGGCAGACGCUGCGGCGGUGGCGGUCCCGCGCGGCGGCUCGCGCGGCGGUCCCGGCGGGGCACGUGGCGGUGUGCGUGGGCGGCGCGGCGCGGCGGUUCGUGGUGCGGGCGGCGCACCUGAACCACCCCGUGUUCCGGGAGCUGCUCCGGCAGGCGGAGGAGGAGUACGGGUUCCCGUCGGGGGCCUGCGCGGGCCCCAUCGCGCUCCCCUGCGACGAGGGCCUCUUCGAGCACGUCCUCCGCCACCUCUCCUCCCCGUCCAAGUCCGCCCGCUUCGUCACCCUCGAGGACCUCGAGAGCGGCGCACUGUCCUGCUGCUGCGUCGCCGCCGCCGGAGACUCGCUCCCGCUCCUCCGCGGCAUCUCCGCCGACAAGGCCGUCUGGUGAGCGCGCCGCCCUGCCCAUUGCGGGCGCGGGCGCGACGGCCGUUUCGCCGGAGACUCGCUCCCGCUCCUGUACGGCGACGGCCAUUUCGUCGUCUCGUCUCUUUUUUCUUCUUUUAACCACUUUUUCGCGCUCGCUCCCUUCGUUCCAAUCCCACCCGAGUGGAGUGGAGCUGGACGCGGCGGGGACAGACACCUCGACGACGAGCAAGAGGAGUGCGGCCGGCCGGAGGCGGUGAAGUGAGAUGGCUGAGAAAGUCCUAGGAUUUUUUAGACGACUGUCAAGUCUAGUCAUCCAUUCAUUCCCCCCCUGUUGUAAGAUCAAUUCGGGAAUUUAGUGGCUAAGUUUUAUUUCUUUUUUUCUUUGCCUUUUUUUAAUAAUCAUUCAGUACUGCUGCGGUUCGGCCAGCAUUGUUGCAAGUGAAAAACAUUCGUUUAUUUUCCCGCUACAGCGGAGUAAAACCGUGAUCGUGUGGACUGCUUGGCCGACGCGCGGGUAUUUUUCUUU